Messenger RNA from Cricetulus griseus (Chinese hamster), 1966 nucleotides. NCBI's taxonomy places the organism in Eukaryota, Metazoa, Chordata, Mammalia, Rodentia, Cricetidae. The record is from RefSeq and is a predicted model, not a curated record.
GGAGCUAAGAAGAUCCAUCUGGGUGAAGAUUUAAAGGGCAUUCUUUUAGAAGCGACAGGAAAGUGUGUGCCUUACGCUGUCAUUGAAGGAGCUGUGCAGUCCGUUAAGGAAACACUCAACAGUCAGUUUGUGGAAAACUGUAAGGGGGUGAUCCAGCGGUCGACGCUUCAGGAGCACAAGAUGGUGUGGAACCGAACAACCCACCUUUGGAAUGACUAUUCUAAGAUCAUUCACCAGAGGACUAACACUGUGCCCUUUGACCUUGUGCCCCACGAGGAUGGUGUAGCUGUGGCUGUGCGGGUGCUGAAGCCCCUGGACUCGGUGGAUCUGGGCCUAGAGACCGUGUAUGAGAAGUUCCACCCCUCUGUGCAGUCGUUCGCCGAUGUCAUCGGCCACUACAUCAGUGGUGAGCGGCCCAGAGGCAUCCUGGAGACAGAGGAGAUGCUGAAGGUGGGGGCCACCAUCACCGGGGUUGGCGAGCUGGUCCUGGACAACAACUCUGUCCGCCUGCAGCCUCCCAAGCAAGGCCUGCAAUACUAUUUGAGCAGCCAGGACUUCGACAGCCUGCUGCACAGGCAGGAGUCCAGUGUCCGGCUCUGGAAGAUUCUGGUCCUGGUGUUUGGCUUUGCCACCUGUACCACCCUCUUCUUCAUCCUGCGGAGGCAGUACCUCCAGUGGCAGGAGCGUCUUCGGCAGCAGCAGCUCCAGGAGGAGUUCCGUGAACACGAGGCCCACCUACUGAGCCAAGCCUUGCCUGAGGACAGGGAGAGUCUGAAGAGCUCCUGUGUGGUGUGCCUUAGCAGCUUCAAGUCAUGCGUCUUCCUGGAGUGUGGGCAUGUCUGUUCCUGCCGCCAGUGUUACCUCGCCUUGCCAGAGCCCAAGAGGUGUCCAGUUUGUCGUCGGGAGAUCACCAGGAUGAUUCCCCUGUAUAGCAGCUAGGGGUCUUGUAGUCACACUGCAGGUAUCCCUCCCCUUGUCAGGGCUUAUCCUGAGGCCAUUGGUGGGGUGGCUGUACCUUAAGGUAUGAUGGAGGGGAUACUGGCAAGCCUCACAUCUAAUGGCUGGGUGUUGCUUUUCAACCUGGACAGGUUCCUUUCCAGUUCUAAGCACCUGGUGGGGGCUGUGGUGAGGUCCCUCUUCUCAGAAGCCAGAUCUGUGUGUGUGAGAGACUGAAUAAGACCAGCUCAUUGUCUAAGCAGCAAAGCCAGUGGUCUCCACUUUUGCUUCCUGGGGUGCUGACUCCUUAGCUUGGGGGAAAGGCCGAGCUCUGAGGGCCUUGCAGUGUGGUCUCUUGGGAUACUGCCCAGACUCCUUUUCUUGCUUCUGUCCAUGGGAAGGAAUUUCUUAAAACUUGUCAGGCAGGGUAGUCAGCUUGUGUGUCUCUUUUACUUGCUUUCUGGGUAAUGCUUGCACUUAUGUGAAGAUGACAGGAAGUGAGAUCAGUCCAUGUAUGUGGGACACAGGUCAGCAGGAGGACAAACAGACAUGUCUAGGUGUUACUAGGGGGUUGGCAGGCAGCCUGGUUGCCUUCCUUUGGCACAGGGAGGGCACCAGGGUUGUGGGGUGUGGGUGCUGCCUGGCUUUCCCAGACAGCUCUGGUUUCCUCUGAAAAAGCCUCACUGAAAGGGAGUGACAGUCACUGCUGUCUUUGCCUCUGGCCUUUGUAGUUUCUUUGCUUGCUUUUGCCAAAGAAGUUGGCUGGUGGGCAGAGAGCCUGUCUAGAUGAUCUCCCUGUCCUUGUCAGCAGCCCCAGAAGCUCGUUGCUGCCGUCCCCCCAACCAGACAAAUUGGGGACUGCCCUUCAUCAGUCAGAAGUGGUCAGGAGUCACUUGCAGAGCUCCUCUUCCUGACCAUCACCUGUGCUCCUUCCUGAGGGGGGAGAAGGGCUUUUUCUAGGCGCCGACACCAGUACAUGCGCCAGCCGCCUGAGUGAGCAGCACAAAUUAAAUAAACUAUGUGACAUGUG